Molecule: messenger RNA, 1720 nt
Organism: Centropristis striata (black sea bass)
Lineage: Eukaryota; Metazoa; Chordata; Actinopteri; Perciformes; Serranidae
Gene: mvb12a
Product: multivesicular body subunit 12A
Exons: 10
Coding region: 1-1008 (335 amino acids)
Biological process (GO): receptor catabolic process; regulation of epidermal growth factor receptor signaling pathway; virus maturation
Cellular component (GO): ESCRT I complex; cytosol
Source: RefSeq, a predicted model, not a curated record
AUGGGAGUUGUAGUCAGUAUGGAUUCAUUACUUCCUGCUUUGACGAGGAAGACUAAGAAAUUCCGGCUGUUAACGAAAAAGUUGUUUGCCUGCCAAACUGUUUCACCUCGAAGAGACAGAAGUGGAUACAGAGACAGAAUGUCUUUGAUGGAACAUAGUCCGGUAGUCCGGCCAGUUACCGCAGUGGCGUGGACCUCCAACAGCAGCACCUGCCCCAAAGAUUUCACUCUGAUCAGCAUCACAGAAGACGGAGCAGCAGCGAACUUUACGCGUAGCUUUGCAAUGAAGUCUGGAUAUUACCUCUGUUACAGCAAGGACUUGGCUGGUGGUAUGGUGGUGUCAGACAUUCAGCUUAUUACAGACAAGGACUCUAUUCCUCAUGGUUACUGCUAUAUAGCAGAGCACCUCGAAGCAAAGGCAUCUGUUUGGAAGAAGAAACGGGUGUGUGUUCGCGUCGUCCCAGUGGGCAGUGUGGACACAGCUGUGUUGGAUGUCAAAGUGACAGCCAAAAGCAAAAUGAUGUUGCAGCACUACACAUAUGUGGGAGACAUCCAUGGCUACGUGUUAUGGUGCAGGAAGGGUCAUUUUUCCAGCCCCAUGCCCCAAGCUAAGCCCCGCAGUGUCACCCUGGACAUCCGCAAACUGUCAUUGGAUCAGCCGUCUGCUCCUCUGCCCCUCAGACCCAGCAACCCACCUCCUCCACUGCCACAUAAUAAACUGAGUCAGAGACGCCACAGCCUCCACACCAAGGACAACUUGGACAAACCUGCUGACAGCAGUAUGCAGGGAAUCACAGCUCUAGAUGGAGUUCCCUUUAGCCUUCACCCAAAGUUUGAUGCCCAGGCAAACGGCACGGCUCUUCAACUGAACUCUCAACUAAACAACAUACGUAUAAAGUCUGUCCAAGACAUUGAAAAUGAGUAUAGCUACACUUUUGCGGUGGAGGAAUCUGCUGCCAAAAGAACCAGGCCUUCAGUGCCUGCAGGAAGCGCUCCAGCUGCUCCGUGAUCUGUACACUUUGAAAAAGCAACAAUAUCAAGACUCGGGUGUUCUGCUUUUGUCAAAAGGUGUUUGGCACGACAGCUAGCAUCACGGUACAGACGAAGGAUAAUCUCACCUACAUGUACACUGUAGGCUUUUUAUAUUAAACUUCAAGUGGGAAGGAUUUAUCAUAACAGGGUAAUUAAAGGGAAACUACACCUUUCUUCAAAUGUAUACAUUUUAUUCCUGUGGUCUAAGAAAAUUAUUGGUAAACAUGAACUCUCCCAAAUCCAAAAAUUAAAGUGUAAAGUCAAGUAUAAAGUCUGGAGCUGCUCCAUAGACAGUGAACUGGUAAAGCUUAAUAGAGGACUCACAGGGAUACAUUUUCUGAUUCAGAAGUGAGAACACUAGAGUAGAAUAAAGCUCAUUUAGAUAUUUAAAAAAUUACACAAAAUUAGUUUCCCAUUCAUUGUCUAUGUAGCAGCUCCAGACUUUAUACCUGAAGUUUGAGACUUGCUCCUCUGGUUUCUGGCUUUGAGAGAAGCUCAGGUUCACAAAUAUUUAUGGAAAUGUUCUAUGCCAUGGAAAUAACAUAUUGAAAUCCUUCAUUUAUGUGGUGUUCCCCUUUUUAAAAGGUCAAUUUUGACAUGAGACUGACAAUCACAGAGUUGGCUGUUCCCUUACAUUCCUUUUUUAUCGUCUUAAGUUUAUACUCCGUUACUUUUCUCUUUAGUUUUUA